Silurus meridionalis is the source of this 2507-nucleotide messenger RNA. RefSeq names its product protein O-fucosyltransferase 2 (gene pofut2). The coding region runs from base 224 to 1615 and encodes 463 amino acids. The record is from RefSeq and is a predicted model, not a curated record. Gene Ontology annotation, biological process: protein O-linked glycosylation via fucose. Gene Ontology annotation, molecular function: peptide-O-fucosyltransferase activity. The transcript has 9 exons. Lineage: Eukaryota; Metazoa; Chordata; Actinopteri; Siluriformes; Siluridae.
UUUUAUUGCUCUAUAUGUUUCUCUGUACGGGUUUAUAUAAAUUAAUAAUUAAUACCAAUUACAUAAAAUAUAAUAAUUGAUUAAUAGAUUAAUUAGUUAAUUGAUUCAUUGAUUUAAAUCCAAUUUGUAAAAAAAAAGAAAAGAAAAAGACCACGGCGUUGCUAAGCAACAAGAAGACGCGACUUCCUUUGUUCAGGAAGUGUUACUAAGCGGUUGCCAGGCAAUGUCGGACGCGUUCCGGUGUACCCGGAAGUGCGUGGCGCUGAAAGCAAUGGCGGAGCGCAGGGAGGAUUCCGCUCUCUCGUCCUGGUUCUCUGCAGCUUUCCGCUGUUUCGUUGCCGUGCUGCUCUGCUCCGUCUGCCCCCAUGGGUCCGGUGUCUCCGGGUCCGAGAGCGACCCGUUUUGGGCCGGAAGUUCCGGUUUGUCGGAGACGGCGGCGGCGGCGCGAGACGUGCGAUACCUGCUGUACGACGUGAACCCUCCUGAGGGCUUUAACCUGCGGCGGGACGUGUACAUCCGCAUGGCCUCCCUGGUGAAGACGCUGAGGCAGCGGGGCGACUGGGUGCUGGUUCUGCCCCCGUGGGGUCGCCUGUACCACUGGCAGAGUCCCGACAUGCACCAGGUGCAGAUCCCGUGGGGCGAGUUCUUCAGCAUCUCCAGCCUGCAGGCCAACAUUCCUGUCAUCGAGUACGAAGAGUUCAUUGCAGAGUCAGGCGGGCCCUUUAUCAAUCAGGUGCUGGUCCUGCAGAACUAUGCAGAAGGCUGGAAAGAGGGAGCGUGGGAAGAGAAGGUGGAUGAGCGACCCUGCAUCGAACGCCUCCUGUAUGAUAAAGACAAGCAAGGAUACUACAGAGGCUGGUUCUGGGGUUAUGAGGAGACUCGAGCUCUCAAUGUGACCUGUGUGUCUGCUCAGGGACACGCCUCCGUUCUAGCACCGUACCUGCUGGAGAACCUCACAGCUACCUCAGUGAUGUUAGACAGAGCCGAAACGGUCCUUCAUGAUCAUUACGCAGGAAAGGAUUACUGGAACACCCGGCGCAGUAUGGUGUUUGCCAAACACCUGCGUGUCCUUGGAGACCAAUUUAGAGCACAAUACCUCAACUCCACUGACAAGCUGGACCACACACCUUACAACGAGGACUGGACACGCAUGAAGGCCAAGUUGGGCAGCGCUAAAGGAGGCCCAUACCUGGGCGCGCACCUGCGCAGGAAGGACUUUAUCUGGGGUCAUCGUGAGGACGUACCGAGCCUGAAAGGGGCCGUGAAGAAAAUCCGAAGCCUCAUGAAGAAACACAAGUUGGAGAAAGUGUUCAUAGCUUCUGAUGCUGAUGAGGAAGAGAUGUUGAAGCUGAAGAAGCUGCUGCCUGAGAUGGUGAGAUACGAGCCGAGUCGAGACGAGCUGAAGCUGCUGAAAGACGGAGGAGUCGCCAUUAUAGACCAGUGGAUCUGCGCACAUGCCCGGUACUUCAUCGGAACCUCGGUCUCAACCUUCUCCUUCCGCAUCCACGAGGAGAGAGAGAUUCUGGGUUUUGACCCUAAAACCACCUACAACCGUUUCUGCGGUGACGAGGAGAACAAGUGUGAACAGCCGACACACUGGAAAAUUAUCUACUGACGCUCUACAAAACCACAAAGAACUCACAGAGCUCAGAGAUUACAGACAGAUGAGUAAGAUUAGAGUGAGAUUACAGACAGAUGAGUGAGAUUACAGACGGAUGAGUGAGAUUACAGACGGAUGAGUGAGAUUAGAGUGAGAUUACAGACAGAUGAGUAAGAUUAGAGUGAGAUUACAGACAGAUGAGUGAGAUUACAGACGGAUGAGUGAGAUUACAGACGGAUGAGUGAGAUUAGAGUGAGAUUAUAGACAGAUGAGUGAGAUUAGAGUGAGAUUACAGAUGGAUGAGUGAGAUUUCAGACAGAUGAGUGAGAUUACAGACAGAUGAGUGAGAUUAGAGUAAGAUUACAGAUGGAUGAGUCAAAUUAGAGUGAGAUUACAGACAGUUGAGUGAGAUUACAGACAGAUGAGUGAGAUUACAGACAGAUGAGUGAGAUUAGAGUGAGAUUACAGACAGAUGAGUGAGAUUAGAGUGAGAUUACAGAUGGAUGAGUGAGAUUACAGACGGAUGAGUGAGAUUUCAGACAGAUGAGUGAGAUUACAGACAGAUGAGUGAGAUUAGAGUGAGAUUACAGAUGGAUGAGUCAGAUUAGAGUGAGAUUACAGACAGGAGCACGAGUGCCGCUGCAGUGUUCUCUCUACCGUUCAGAAAAAGCCAGAAUUAAUGGCACCCUUCAUAAUCAUAAGCACAGAUGAACAUGUUGCACUGAGUGAUAUUUGGAGUACACACACACACACACACACACACACACACACACACACACACGACCAGAAUGUACACUUUCAUUCAUACACAAUCGAGUUUUACAGCUGUGUUUACUGCCUUUUUCUGUUUUAUUGUAUUUGUACAUCAUCAACAAGCAACUUCACAGAAAUAAACAGAUUCAGAAUA